UGAAUCCAACAAUAUAUUCCACCGUUAUUAGUUGCCUCUAUUGCAACAACAGCAGAGAGACAAAUGACUCUUCCUUCCAUUAUGGUCUUCUUGCCAUUUCUUUUCCUUGGUCUUUCAUUCCUCUCACUUCUUCUACUUCUUACAAGAAAGAGGAAGGGAAAAACUGCAGCUCCCAAGCUCCCACCAGGCCCAGCCAAGCUUCCCAUAAUUGGAAACCUGCACCAAUUGGGGAAGCACACCCACCACUCCCUCUGGCAACUAUCUCAACAACAUGGCCCCCUCAUGUAUCUGAAACUUGGUAGAAUACCCACCCUUGUGGUGUCAUCCCCCUCGAUGGCCAGGGAGAUCUUAAAGACCCAUGACCAUGAGUGCUGCAGCCGACCGCCGCUCGUCCCCACUACAAAGCUCUCUUAUGGUUGCUUGGAUGUUGCCUUUGCACCGUAUGGAGACCGAUGGAGAGAGCUUCGAAAGGUUUGCAUCAUCGAACUCUUUAGCAAAAAGAAGGUGCUCUCGUUUCGACCGAUAAGAGAGGAGGAGAUCGAGCGAACUAUGAAGAUGAUAUCUUCUUGUUCUAACAAUUUAACCCCCAUCGAUCUGAGCAAGUUGUUAUUCUCCCUUUCGGGCAGUAUUGUAUGUCGAACAGCUUUCGGCAGAUGCUACCGUGGUGGAGAAGGGAGUCAAUUUCACAAAAUCCUUAAAGAAGCCCAAGCAAUGUUAGGUGGCUUCUUUGUUGCCAACUACCUACCAAUUUUCGGAUGGGUCGACAAGCUUACAGGAAUGCAAACGAGGCUUGAGAAAAUUUUUCUCGAGCUCGAUGAUUUCUACCAACAACUCAUUGAUGAGCAUAUCGAUCCAUCGAGGCUGCAAUAUGAUCAAGAUGAAGAUACCAUCGAUGCUUUGCUCCGCAUCCAAAAGGAUGCAAAUUAUAUAACUCAAGAGCACAUCAAAGGAGUACUUAUGAAUAUCUUCAUAGCCGGAACAGACACAUCCUCUUCCACGGUAGACUGGGCUAUGGCGGAGCUCAUGCGACACCCACGAGUGAUGAAGAAGGCACAAGAUGAAGUGAGAGGUAUUGUGGGAAGGAAAGGAAGGGUGGAGGAGAGUGAUCUCCAUCAGCUUCACUACAUCAAGUCUGUUGUGAAGGAGGUGAUGAGACUGCAUCCUGCAGCUCCAUUACUUGUGCCAAGAGAGACGAUGAGGCAUUUUAUGAUCAAUGGUUAUGACAUUCCACCCCAAACAACGGUGAUCAUCAACGCAUGGGCGAUCGGUAGACACACAAAUACUUGGCAUAUGCCUCAUGAAUUCUAUCCUGAGAGGUUCAUGGACAGCUCUGUUGAGCAGCUCGAGGGACAUGGUUUCGAGCUUAUACCGUUCGGAGAAGGCCGAAGGAUUUGCCCUGCAAAGCAUCUUGCAUUACUUCUUGUGGAGCUUGUGCUUGCAAACCUUCUGUACUGUUUCGACUGGGAAUUACCUGGAGGCAUGAGGACAGAGGAGAUAGACAUGGAUGAAGCGACUGGUAUUACUGUCCAUAGGAAAUCAUCUCUGUGUCUUGUGGCCAAGAGAUAUAAUGAGAUGGAUUGCUGAGGUGUUUGUGGUCUUAAAUUUAUCAGGUCUAUUCAACAAUGCUUUGUUUCAAAUCUAGGUGGGCAGAGUCAUCAGACCUCUCUGUCUCUGAACAACUACAACUCUGUUGGCCGAGUAAAUUUGAAGAGAAGUUUGGAGAAAUCAAUGUUUUAUCCUUGCUAGAAAUAACUUGGGAUGAUGUAUUUGACAGUAGAAAUUGCAGUCAAUGCCUUUGGGCUCGUUUCC
Molecule: messenger RNA, 1809 nt
Organism: Elaeis guineensis (African oil palm)
Lineage: Eukaryota; Viridiplantae; Streptophyta; Magnoliopsida; Arecales; Arecaceae
Product: cytochrome P450 71A9
Molecular function (GO): iron ion binding; oxidoreductase activity, acting on paired donors, with incorporation or reduction of molecular oxygen; heme binding
Source: RefSeq, a predicted model, not a curated record